Messenger RNA from Periconia digitata, 3645 nucleotides. Lineage: Eukaryota; Fungi; Ascomycota; Dothideomycetes; Pleosporales; Periconiaceae. The record is from the annotation of a GenBank genome assembly.
CUCGUCUUGGCGCCACUUGUGUUUGUUUACCAUCUCGAUAUCAUAAACACUCACACAAUCAUCGCUAGAAUCAGCUUUUUGCACACAACAUACAUAUCACACAGUAUGUCUGGUCUCCCACGACCUGGGCAGCCGCCCAUCAAGCGCAAUACCUCAUCAAUGCGCCCUCCAACUAUGCGCCCCUCGAACCUGUCGCGAGGUCGAUCUGCCACACCAGCACACGUCGGCCGCACCUCGCCAGCAAAUUCUGUCGCAUCGGCGAGAACUAAUAGAUCAUCGCCGCAAGCGGGUGUCAAAAGAAAAGCGCGAGACUAUGAAGAAGGAAGCGAAGAAACAAACAUCAACGUUGUCGUCCGAUGUCGAGGGCGUAACGACCGCGAAGUGAAGGAGAACAGCGGAGUAGUCGUGUCUACCAAUGGCAUCAAAGGCAACACAGUUGAUCUCUCCAUGGGCCCCAGCGCUCUCAGCAACAAGUCAUAUCAGUUUGACAAAGUGUUUUCAUCAGCCGCCGACCAGAGUAUGGUCUUCGAUGAAGUGGUAACCCCCAUGAUAGACGAGGUUCUUGGUGGCUUCAACUGCACUAUCUUCGCGUAUGGGCAAACUGGAACCGGCAAAACGUACACGAUGACCGGCGAUAUCUCGAAUGUUCUCCCUCUCCCAGACGCGGCUGGCAUUGUUCCUCGCGUGCUCUAUUCUCUUUUCAACAAACUAGAUGCCGCGGAUACAGAAUGCUCAGUAAAGAGCUCUUUCAUCGAAUUGUAUAACGAAGAACUGCGAGAUCUCCUAGCCACCGACGACUCCGUUAAGCUCAAGAUUUAUGAUGAUAACAAUAAGAAAGGCAGCAGCACAACCUUGGUUCAAGGCAUGGAAGAACGCCAUCUGAAAAGCGCAACCGAGGGUAUUCAGCUCCUGCGCGAAGGGAGCCACAAACGACAGGUGGCGGCGACAAAAUGCAACGAUCUCAGCUCUCGCAGUCAUACUGUGUUCACUAUUACUGUCUACAUGAAGCGCACUGCUGAGGACGGCCAGGAGUUCUUAAGCGCUGGAAAACUCAACUUGGUGGAUCUUGCAGGAAGUGAAAACAUUCAGAGGAGUGGAGCCGAGAACAAGAGGGCUGCCGAAGCUGGCCUUAUCAACAAAAGCUUGCUUACUCUUGGUCGCGUCAUCAAUGCACUCGUGGAGCGCGGCUCUCACAUCCCGUAUCGCGAGUCUAAGUUGACUCGUCUGCUGCAAGAUUCCCUAGGCGGGCGAACAAAGACUUGCAUCAUCGCUACGCUAUCCCCGGCGAAAAGCAACCUUGAGGAAACCAUUUCGACACUGGACUACGCUUUCCGCGCAAAGAACAUCCGUAACAAACCUCAAGUCAAUCAACUUCUGUCUAAGAAGACUCUUCUAAAAGAAUUCACCGCAGAGAUCGAAAAACUCAAGAGCGAGCUGAUUGCAACUCGGCAACGCAAUGGUGUUUACCUUACACAAGAAAACUAUGAGGAGAUCACCACCAUCAGCGAGUCACGUCGGAUUCUCAGCGAUGAGCAACGCGACAAGAUUGAGACAAUGGAGGUUAACCUCCGCAACAAGGUCGAGGAGCUUUUCAAUAUUACCACAAGCUUCCAGACCCUCAAGAAAGACAACGAGCAAACGAAGUUGAGUCUAGAAGGGACUAAGGGUAUACUUGAAAAGACGGAGGCUGUUCUCAAUCUUACGCGACAGAAUCUUGCCGAAGAAGCCGAGCUCCGCAAAGCACAUGCCAAAACAGAAGGACAGCUUGCUGAUAUUGGAUACAAUAUGAUAUCGACACUGGGAAAGACUACCUCCGAUAUAGAUGGCCUCCGAUCCAAGAUCCGUCGUAAAUCAGAGCUCCAAUCACAGAACCGUCAACACUGGGCCAUCUCGCAGAGCCAGGUGUCCGAGACCACUGAGCUUGUUGAGAAUCGCAUCGAAGAAUUCCGCACACAACAGGAAAACUUGAUGGACUCUCUAUCAACCCGAAUGCAAACUUUUGUGAAAGACGAGCUGGAGAAGCUCGGCACUUCGCAGUCUUUCUUGCAAGAGAAGAUGCAAGAAUUCCAGUCGUCGGAACAGGAGGUCAAUGAGCAAACAGCACAAUCUCGUGACGACCUGAACGAAGUCCUCGGGGAGAUCAAAAUGCUGAGGGAAGACGUCAAGCAAAAGGUUGGGGCUGGCCUGAAUGAAUUAUCCGCUGCCGCAGAGAAGAUUUCAGCCAGCAUCAUUACAGAGCUGGACGCUUUCCACACUGAGCUCCAUUCAUCAUACUCUUCUCUCGGGAAGGAAUUCAAAAGCACUUUUGAUGAUCUCGUCAAGAAUCUCAAUGAACAGCAAGUCGAAAAUGAGCGUUUGCAGCAACAGGUCCUUGCUGCCAAUGCUGCUCUUCUUCAAGCCAAUAAGGCUUCCCAAGGUCAGCUCACAAAGAUCAUCGACGAAGAAAAGGAGAAGGCUGCGGAGGAACGCCAGAACCUACUGGUGCAAAUCACAUCACUCAUCACCGCGAACGCCGAGUCUCAAGCGAACAGGCUGAACGAAAAGGUCUCGAGUGUUUCGGAGGCAGUCUCUGCUGCCAAUGAUGUAAUGGAGACUGAACAGAGCGCAUAUAGCGAAGGCAUGCAAUCCUGGUCGAACAAAUCCCAGGAUAUUCUCGCUGGUGUUGCUAAAUCAAGAGAAGCUGUUAAGACAAAGAUCAAGUCUGAUUUUGCUGCUGCCACUCAACAUUCUACUUCAAUCAAAGAUACCACAACAUCAGUCCAUGCCAGCACAGUCCAGAUUGUGGAAGCACAGAUGGAACAAAUGGAUACACAGUUGAACUCACUCGACGAUAUCAUGUCCCGCGUUCGCGAGCAGAAUGACGCCCACCACACCGCCCAUGUGUCCUCACUGGGGGCACUUUCGACCACCGUUCAAUCCUCCUACUCGAGUAUCGGUGACCAUCUUUCUACGUCGUUCGAGCGUGUUCAGUCUCUCCAGUCGGAUAUGACUGCUCAGACAUGCACACUAAGAGAAACCCUCCCGACUUUGGCGGAAGAUUCAAUUAUUCGCGCACCGCUUCAAGAGCUUCGCGGCGCCAUCACGACCCAGGGCAUUAUGGAGUAUAACCCUACUGGCGAAACACCCCAGCGCGUCAACUAUACUAUCCCCGAAAAGUUGCCACGUACGGAGGCGCACGAAACCUUGCUCUCUCGCCUCCGCGAUCGUCCAGUUACUGCCGAUGCACUGCUUCGAAGUCCAAUUAAGUCUCGGGUCUACAACGAUGCAACACAAGCACUCUCUAGUUCCGAUGACCCGUUCAAUAACAACAUCUCUAAGCCUAACUUGCCCCGAUCGAUGAGCGUUAGCAAUGCCUUGGCUCCUCUCGGCGAGUUAGAUGUCAAUAUCAUCGCCCAGGAAAACCACACGCAGCCUCUCCCUAUUGUUUCUCACUCAGAUUCCAUGGUCAUGGCUGCACCUCCGCCUAAGAAGCAGCGCGGCGAGGACUCCAAAUUACCCAUGAAGAAAAUGGGUCGCAAGACAGUCGGUGGAGAAGGCAAGGGAGACAGGGAAAAUCUAACCAUCACGAGUUUUGCCUCUAGCAUCGGGCCUGGCUUGACAGGAGGGAGGAGGCUCAGAAGCCACGGAAGCAAUGGGAGCACUUGA